Exserohilum turcica Et28A is the source of this 366-nucleotide messenger RNA. RefSeq lists its product as uncharacterized. Lineage: Eukaryota; Fungi; Ascomycota; Dothideomycetes; Pleosporales; Pleosporaceae. The record is from RefSeq and is a predicted model, not a curated record. The annotation marks the transcript as partial. The transcript has a single exon. Gene Ontology annotation, molecular function: protein binding.
AUGGCCGCGAUUCAUGUGGCUGCUGACCACGGCCACUUCCAGGCUCUGGAGAUGCUCGUCACCCACGGAGCAGACAUAAACGCAAUCACACCCAGGCGGUACACCGCAUUGCACAUAGCUGCCCGGAAUGAACACUCCAGAUUGGUACAGUAUCUGAUUAAAAGCAAAGCCGAUCUCAACGCAAAAGACGAAUCGGGACAGACACCAUUGAUGGGAUCCAGCCCAGCUAUACAUAUCAUCCUCCUCAAGGCCGGAGCAGAUCCAAAUAUUCCUGGGUACGACGUUAACACCGCUCUUCACUACGCUUGCUAUUAUGGAUGGGUCGACGUUGUCCAGCAACUUAUAGCUUGUGGCGCCGACGUCAAC